GUACCAUGUAGCUUGGCUAAUGGCGGCUGUGACCAUCUGUGCUUGCCGACACCUAUCCUCGGUUUCAAGUGCGCAUGCUCUGUGGGUUUUAGCCUUACCGGAUCAACAUCUUGUACAACAACCUUGUUACAAGACAAUUUUGUCUUGCUGACCGACCCAGGAAGAAAGGAAAUUUUUCAGAUCGCAUUGGAUGGGUCUUCUUACAACGCAGUCAAACUGGGAUCAGAUCACGACUACCCGAGGGCUGUGAUAUUUGAUUCCGCUGAAAGCAAGAUCCUUUGGAUGGAUACAGACGUCAUAAAGAGUGUGGGACUGGACGGAUCAGCUGAAGAAACUCUGUACGAAUUCCCGCAAGCGGCCAUUUUACAGCGUAUGGCCCUCGAUGUAUCCAACAGACUGUUGUUCGUCACUGACGAUGGAAGGACACUGAUAGGAGUUCUGGACCUGGUUGGGAAAAACUUCAAGACCGUUAUAGACUCUCGACUUUACCGACCUCGUGACAUAGAGAUUGAUCCUUGGGAGAAUCGUAUCUACUGGGCCGACUGGGGCGCAACUGAAAGCAUAAAUAGGGCAUACUACGACGGUAGCGAAAGAGAGGAAAUAGUGACGUCAUACCUGUAUUUCCCGUUCGGUUUAGCCAUUGAUGUUCCAGGUCGCAAAAUUAUGUGGGCAGAAGGGUGGUAUGAAGAAAUUGAGGCAUCGAACCUGGAUGGAUCAAACAGAGAUACUAUAUACAUUAAACGGAGUUCCUUUUUCCACGGCUUAGCUAUAUCCGAUAGUAACCUUUACUUCACUGAUACAUGGACAAG
Messenger RNA from Lingula anatina, 809 nucleotides. Its product is annotated as low-density lipoprotein receptor-related protein 2-like. Gene Ontology annotation, biological process: canonical Wnt signaling pathway. The record is from RefSeq and is a predicted model, not a curated record. NCBI's taxonomy places the organism in Eukaryota, Metazoa, Brachiopoda, Lingulata, Lingulida, Lingulidae. Gene Ontology annotation, cellular component: plasma membrane. Gene Ontology annotation, molecular function: Wnt receptor activity; Wnt-protein binding.